This is a messenger RNA of Chaetomium globosum CBS 148.51, 3942 nucleotides long. RefSeq lists its product as uncharacterized. The transcript has 3 exons. NCBI's taxonomy places the organism in Eukaryota, Fungi, Ascomycota, Sordariomycetes, Sordariales, Chaetomiaceae. Gene Ontology annotation, cellular component: nucleus. The record is from RefSeq and is a predicted model, not a curated record. Bases 1 to 3942 code for a protein of 1313 amino acids. Gene Ontology annotation, molecular function: DNA binding.
AUGCCAAAGCCUCUACAGCACGAAGAUAGAAUCCAAUUAGCACUCGAGGCCUUACGUUCAGGCCAAAUCAAAAUCAUUCGCAAGGCUGCGGAUGCGUUUGGUGUACCGAAGUCCACUCUCCACAGACGCGUCAAGGGGGGCGGUACGCGUCAAGAAGCUCAAGUCAAGAACCGAAAGCUACGCCCAACUGAAGAAGCAGCCUUGAUUCAAUGGAUCGAGUCAUUGGACGACCGUGGGAUGUCGCCGACGAUCGGUUAUAUCCGACAGAUGGCUGACCUUCUUCUCCGCGAGCGUGGAGGCUUCACUCUACUCGACGCGUCUCUUACAUCCACCCCGGUCCCGGCAAUGACUGUCGGUGAGAACUGGGUCCAGCGGCUUCUUCAUCGGCAUCCCCAUCGGGAGACGAAGUAUUCUAGAAAGUACGACUAUCAACGGGCCUUAUGCGAGGAUCCAGAGAAGAUUUCAGCGUGGUUUGCACGAGUGCAAAGGACCAUCAACGAAUACGGUGUUCUUGACAGCGACAUCUACAACUUUGACGAGACUGGUUUCCAGAUGGGUGUUGCAAGCACGUCUAAAGUGGUCACUCGAUCUGACCGACGGAAUCGACCUGUUGUUAUCCAGCCGGGAAAUCGAGAGUGGACAACUGUCAUCGAGUGCAUUAACGCAUCCGGCUGGAGUGUUGACCCGAUGAUUAUCUUUGAAGGAAAAGUCCACAUUUCGUCGUGGUACGACGGCUCAGUGCUGCCAAAGACAUGGCGGAUUGGAGUCAGCGAUAACGGCUGGACAACCGAUGAGCUUACCUUCGAGUGGCUUCGAGAAGUCUUCGAGCCACAAACUCGAAAACGGACUGUUGGUCGAUAUCGGCUUCUCAUUCUCGAUGGUCAUGGAAGCCAUUCGACGCCUGCAUUCGACAAAUUCUGUACUGAGCAUCGGAUCCUUACAGAGUGUAUGCCUCCGCACUCGUCGCACUACCUCCAGCCCCUUGACGUUAGCUGUUUCGCUGUGCUUAAGCGGACGUACGGCGACCUUGUCAAAGCGAAGAUAGCACUCGGGGUUCAUCACAUUGACAAACCGCGAUUCCUCGAACUGUUCCUCGAAGCUCGGAAAAAGACAUUCAAUACAAAGAACAUCGCAAGCGGCUUUAGAGCUGCAGGGCUCUUGCCUUUCGAUCCAACUCAGGUUCUUUGUCGGCUACAAACCAGGAUACGGACACUGAGUCCCCCUCCUACCCCUAUCCAACCGCCAAGUCUGCCUCUCAAAACGCCAGGAAACAUCGUCGAACUUGACUCUCUCCAAAGGAAACACCAGAGAGAGAUAAGCCCAACAGAUCAGGCGCUUCAGAAAAUCAUCAAGGGCUGCCAGAUGGCGAUGCACAAUGCUACUCUUUUGCAGGAAGAGAACUCGCGACUUCGAGCUGAAAAUGGUCGACAAAAGAGAAAGCGGACACGCCGAGCUUUCAUUCAAACAGGAGGGACUAUGACGAUUGGAGAAGGGAUGACACACAUCGAGGCCUCCCAGAAUGCUCGUCAGAAGGGUCAAGGAAGCCAGGAAGCUCGUCGAGAGGUCGAAGAAGGAGAGGUGGGGCCAUCGGACACGACUGCGCCAAAGGCACGAAAGCGAUGGCCCGACCAGUACCUCGCAGCGGACGAGCGCGCCGGCCUGCAGGCGAAGAAGGACGAGCAGCCGCACAAUACGGCACGUAGCUAUGCGGCAAAACAGCGGGAGUGGAAAAAGUGGUGCCUCACGCCGCGUGUGGCCGAGGACGGCUCGGCUUAUACCUGGCCAGACGGGGAGCUUGUAACCCCGGAUAAGCUAGCCGCGUGGCUGAAAGAGGAUAUCCUCCUACGGCGGGUAAAAGUGCCGGCGGUACGGCCUAAUAAGCCGCGCGGCGCGUUCCGCCGGCGGGCGAAGACGGCGACGGAUGCCGACGAUGAUGCCGAGGCUGCGGCCUUGGCCGAGGCCCAGGUUCUGACGGAGACCAUAAAAGUACCGCUAGAAGAGGCGGUGCAACUCCUUGCGGAUGACAGAGAAGAUUACAACCCGCCGGCUACCUUUGCGCCUGUGGGGGAAGAAGACAAGGCCGCCGUCGAGGGUACCCUGUUAACGAGGAGCACCGCAGACGCCUAUGUCGCAGCCGUUCUCGAGCUCUGGAGGCUGCAGGUUGCACAUGGGAACCCUAACGUUGAGAACCCUCGCGGCGCGGCCGUACGCGGGUUCCUCGAACAGUGCGGCCGGCAGCGCGGCCGCCUCGACCGGGAGACCUUCCAAGACCGCGGCGCCGAUGGGAUCCAGGCCGGUUACUCGCCCGAAGAGUGGCUGCGAGUGCAGACCACCGUGUUAGGCGGAACGGCCCAGACGCCGCAGAACCUGCGCACCCGCGUCGACCUCCUUUUUGGUCAUUACUACCUUCUCCGAGGCGAAAACCGCCGUAAGAUGGAGCUGGCCGACCUCUCCCUGCUGGACUACCCGGCUUCCGAAGGCCCGACCCCGUGCGGCUGCCUUGUCAGCCUCCUCCGAGACGGGAAGAUGAACAAGACGGCGAGGAAGGAGUUCAUGGGCUCGCUCCGCCACAAAAACCCACUGCUCUGCACGCAGGGCGCCCUUGCACAGCUCUUCUUUUGGCGGUGGCAUAUCGCUGGCGAAGACCCGCCUUCCUUUCGGCGCCGACAGGAUUGGUAUAGGAUCAAAGUCCUCGUCGGGCGGGACCGCGAACAAGAACUCUCGUACCCGGCGCAGCUGCAAGAGACUUGGCGCAUCUUCGGGGCAGCCGGUAUAACCGCCGCCAAAAAGACGCACCUUCCGCGCCGGACCGGUGCGCAAGAUGCCGAGACGCACGGCUCAUCUCUCGCUCAGAUUUCGCAGGCCGGCCGUUGGAACCAGAGCGUCCUCGUGAAGGCCUAUCUCACCCACCUCCCCCGCGAAUUCAUGCGAGUCGUCGCCGGCUUUUCGGCCAAGGCAGGCGACUACUUCAUCGCCCGCGCGGCCCACGAGCCGCCGGCUGCUCUCCAGAAGCAGCUUUGGCCUUGGAUCGAGGAGUGGGAGCCCCGUUUCGCGGCCCGGGCGUGCCGAAAGCGCUGGGCGGAAGGCGGCCUCGACGAAGACGACUUAGCCGCGGACGGCUUCCUUAAACUGAUGCGGCGGCUGCGAACCGUCUUGUUGCAGGACCUGGCCGCCUUGCAGCCCCGUUUCCCCUCGCUUCCCUUCUUUGCGCACCCCCCCUUUUUCGGGCCCGAGUGGGACGGAUUCGUCCUGGCGGUACGGUCCGACGCAAGCGCAAGCGAGCCGCCGAACCUGCUUCUACAGCGGGCUUUGCCCGAGAUCAGUGCCGCUUUCGAGAGCUCCCGCGACGCAGUCUUGCAUAAUAGCGACCGGCUGAUCGGCGGUCUAGAACGCCGGCUAGAUGACCAGUUCAAGCGUCUUGAUAGCCGGCUCAACAGCUUCCAAGAGAGCCUAGACGCCCUCGUCCAAGGCCGGCUCCCCAUCACUGUUACGGGAUACCUUAGACCGCUACCGCCGCUAGAAGGGCACCCGGGUGGGCCGGCUGUCUCGGAUGCGUUGGGUGCCCCGGUCCCCCCGGUCCCCCCGGCCCUAGCUGUCCGACCCGAGCCGAGCCCGCCUAUUUUUACGGCUUUGACGAAGGCCUAUACGGUAAAUGAUGUGUGGAGGGACUGGAAAGAGGGAGUGGCCGGCCGGCCGGCUGUACAGGAGCUAGAGGAACGGUGGGGGAGCCGGUGGCGCCCGGGCAGCAAGAUUCGGGUCCAAUUCUGUCGUCGGAAGGUUAUUUGGGACAAGAUUUUCACGCUCGUGGCGCGCGGCCAAAACGAGGACGAGGCUGUCGCGGAGUUGGAGCGGCUGCGGGCGGGCCGCAGUCUUAACCAGCUUGUAGACGUCCUGCUGAAGCAGCGCCGCCGAAGGAAGGCCGGGAAGGCCGGGGCGUCCUAA